Messenger RNA from Arachis ipaensis, 1445 nucleotides. Its product is annotated as DUF241 domain protein (DUF241). NCBI's taxonomy places the organism in Eukaryota, Viridiplantae, Streptophyta, Magnoliopsida, Fabales, Fabaceae. Gene Ontology annotation, biological process: shoot system development; root development. The record is from RefSeq and is a predicted model, not a curated record.
AGCGUGUCAAGGCACGUGAUGUCUCCGCAUCCACAGGAUAGAGGAGCGUUUUAGUGAUUCCGUUAUUCGUUAUCCGCAAACACUACAGCUGGAUAUUCGCUCCUCCACACUCAACUCCUUUUACUUUUCCUUUUCACUUUCCUUCCAAUUGUCUUUUCAGUUUUCACUCCUAUAUUCUUUUCUAUUUUCAACUGCACACUUAUUCGUGUGCUUCAGUGCUUGUGCAUGUGCAUGUUAAGAAGUAUAUAAAUACUCUGAUUGUCCCCAAACAACAUCACUGGCUCCCUCUUCUAAACCAAUAUUUCAUUAUUCUUAUAGCAAUAGCUAUGGUGGGGGUUUUCCGGCGUACCGUCUCAUUCCCAAACAAGAAUCCCAACCGUCCAUCACAAAAGCCGCAGAUAUCACACCACAUCAGGUCCAUCAGUUUGCCAUGCAGAUCACACCCUCUCAUCUCUCAGAUCAAGGACGACAUCAACGGCCUAACAACCUGGGCCUCCGCUUCCAAGUUCCACCCUCAGACACACUCUAGCCUCUCCCACGCCCUCACACUCCUGACCGACACACACGACACUCUUCACGAUAUCCUCCAGCUACCUCAGACCUGCGACUCCCUCCGAUCGAACCCUCUCUGGGUUGAAAACCUUCUAGAAGAUUUCCUCCGCUUCGUUGAUGUCUACGGAAUGUUCCAGACCUCAGUCAUGUCCCUCAAAGAAGAAAACUCUGCAGCUCAGAUGGCUCUUAGAAAGAGAGACCGCUCCAAGCUUGUGCUCUACGCUAAAGCCAAGAAGAAAAUGGCCAAAGACAUGGACAAACUCGUCAGUGGAAUCACGUGCGUCACACAUCAAAUGCACCUUCCCACCGCCUCCUCCUCCUCCUCAUUAUCCACUGCAGCGUUCGCAGCCGCUGGGGAAGCUGAGCUGGCGCGUGUGAUCUCCGACGUUAUCAGCGUAACGGUAACGGUUUCUGUUGCUCUCUUUAACGGCAUCGCGGCUUCGUUUGCAUCCAGGAGGAUGACAUGGACGCAGAUGGCGAAGUUGUCCAGUAUAACAGGAAGGAGCAAUAGCACUAGAUCAAUGAAUUAUAAGGAGCAGGAAGGAAUUGAGGAGCUUCUGGAAGCGGGCGCAGUGGAAGCAGAAGGGCGUGGGAAUAAUCUGAGAAAGAAGGGAGAAGAAGAAGUGAGGUUAGUUCUGAAGAGAAUGAGGGAUUUGGAGAGUUGCAUAUGUGGGAUCGAAAGUGUUACUGAGAAAGUCUUUAGGGCUCUCAUCAACUCAAGAGUUGCAUUGCUCAAUGCUCUUACCCUUACGCAGUAAAUACCGCAAAAUAAUUACAAAGAAAAACAGAUAAAUAAAAAGAUUACGUGCUGUUUUUUUGUUAUAUUUUGAGAUAUUUUCCUUGUAACAACAUACAAGCAUACUGAAAAUGAGAAAAAUAGUCCAUCAUGUAUA